This is a messenger RNA of Capronia coronata CBS 617.96, 1293 nucleotides long. RefSeq lists its product as uncharacterized. The transcript has a single exon. NCBI's taxonomy places the organism in Eukaryota, Fungi, Ascomycota, Eurotiomycetes, Chaetothyriales, Herpotrichiellaceae. The record is from RefSeq and is a predicted model, not a curated record. The coding region runs from base 1 to 1293 and encodes 430 amino acids.
AUGACCUCUCCCAAUCUCCCCUCAUUUUCAAUGUUCAACACCACCCAUGCCGGUCAACAUGGCCAGUUUCAGCCUGCUCCACCGUCCGUUGUCGUCUCUCCUCGAGUGCAUGAGACACUGCCUACGGCCACGAUGCCUGCGAUGACUGACCCUGACAUGCAGAGGAGCCUCGGCGAGUUGAUCAGUCAUGACCACUUUGAACACUACUAUCUCAUAAUCUAUUCCUACCUGGAUACCUCUGCCGAGAAUUGGCAACGCAUCGUCUACAUCCGCGCCAUGAAAGGCGAAGAUGCUGAAGUCUGGCUGCAACAUCAUCGAUCCAUAUUCGAUACACCUCCACCAGAUAUAUUCAACUUAAUUGCCGACCUCCGGCAUAACAAGAGCUGGGAAACCUCGAGAGCGGUGAUUCUCUCUCGGGUUAAGAAUUCCCGGCAGAACCACGAUCGCUCCUUGCCUCGUCGUCCACGUCGGUCUCGUAGGGUGACUUCUGGAUCGCAUCUGACCCCCAAUACGCCGUACACGCCGUCCACACGGUCGAGAUCCCGGGACAGUCAUCUCCGAACCAGUCACUCUCGCCCGUCUCUCGAGCUUUCCGGCUCCGGUUACCGUCAACCAGGUCGUCGUGUGGAACCCGACAACUUUGAAGAAAGCCCUACGCCAGCGUAUACCCACGUGUCAACGGCGAGCGCGAGCCGCACCGCUCCUGAAGGUUGUCGUUAUCAUUGUUCAUCGAGGAAUUGCAGAAAAGACUUUGCUCGUCAAGGAGAUCUUGAGAAUCACCUAGACAAGUGCCACCCCGAAUUGAAUACACUGUUCCCUUUGUCCAACCCGCGGGCGUACCUUCGACCUGUGUCUCAGACCAUCCGACAUACCGGUCCAGAUGUGUUCCAGGAUGACCCGAUCGCCUUGCCGGUACCGGGGAAUGGGGUGGUGCCGAACGCCAUGCAUUCAUUCCACAUGUCUGCCGAUAUGCACACGCACACGCACACAGCAGCCCAGAUCCCUUCCCAAGCUGGUGACGAUGCUUGUGAUACCCUUAGCGCGGAUACUGUUCGCGCGAUGUCGCGCGAUGUUAUGGGUGCCAUCGGACAGGAUAUCCCCCGCAAUGUCCAAACGAUGAUCGGUUCUCCAUUCACCAGCACUGGCGCCCAGAUCAGCCACAAUCCAGGUUAUGAGGUGCAACAUGAUCUUGGCGACGGUGACCGGGGCGUGUUUUCCGUCCAGAAUAUUGCAAACUUUUCGAAUUUUCCCGAUUCAUAUUAUGAGAAUAACCCUUUUAUGCAAGGAGGCUAG